This is a messenger RNA of Guillardia theta CCMP2712, 411 nucleotides long. RefSeq lists its product as hypothetical. The coding region runs from base 1 to 411 and encodes 136 amino acids. The record is from RefSeq and is a predicted model, not a curated record. The transcript has a single exon. Lineage: Eukaryota; Cryptophyceae; Pyrenomonadales; Geminigeraceae.
AUGCUGCCUCCUGCUCCUCUCCCCUGCCCCCUCUCCCUCUUCCUCUCCUUCUACGGCUCCAGCCCCCUCACGGCCGUCGUCUCCCACCAAGACAACCUCGUCACGGACUUCGAGUCCUUGCGUGCCCGCGAGCCCGUCGACUGGGCUGGGGAGGAUCCUACGCACAGCGAUCACGAGCAGCAAGGCGAAGAGGGAGAGGUCCGCUGGCUCGACUCUUCCCAGACCAUCUCGUGCAGCCCUCGCAGCAAGCCGCAGCCUCGCAUGUUGCCCUCCACUGGAGCACGCCAGUUGGCAAGAGCAACACUCGACCAGCAAGGGGAAUGCAGCAGCGGAUCGCGAGGAUAUGCGGUAGCAGGCAAGCACUACCGAGCGCUCUCGCUACCUCCAACCUGUGAUCGCAACCCAUCGUAA